Molecule: messenger RNA, 840 nt
Organism: Babesia sp. Xinjiang
Lineage: Eukaryota; Apicomplexa; Aconoidasida; Piroplasmida; Babesiidae
Exons: 3
Coding region: 1-840 (279 amino acids)
Source: RefSeq, a predicted model, not a curated record
AUGGCGGAGGCCGUGGCGGAAUAUUUACGACAACAUAAAUCGAUUGGCAAUUCUCGCAGCAAUACGAUAGGAUUGAUCAUUGUGGUCUUGGUUGCCUGUGGUCUAACUGUACUAUAUGUCGAGGGUGUUCGUCAAUCUGUGUCGGAAGCUACUGGUAACGCAGCAGGUGGAUUGUUACACAGUAAAUCGUUCCGUGACCAGUCCCUGCGUUUUCUUAACCGUCUCUCUGAGGAUUACUUGAGUAGCAGCGAAACGGAGCAACUGCUUCAACGUAAAUUUGAAGAGCUCCUGUUGAAGUCAGAGGACAGUAUAAAUGAGGCAGUCAAGCGGGUACUACAGGAUGAAGCUGUUGUGGAUGUCGCUUUCAAUCUAAGUCGUGAUAUUGCAGGUCGUUUGUGCAACGAUCCAGAGGUGAUAGAGCAGGUGGGUCAGCUGCUCCUCGACGCAAUAUACACCGAUGUCGCUGUGAAUGGAGCAGCUAAUUGGUUUGUUGACCUGACUAAACGUGAUGACGUCAGGGAAUCCCUAGAGAGGUUGUUGUGUGACCAGGUGUUCUACAAUGCGAGGAUUCAACUUGAGGCACUUAAUUUCUGUAAGGAUGUGAGUUCAAGAUUUUUGCGCGAUGCUGAGACUAGACGUGAAUCACUCUCCUUCAUCAAAGCGCUGCUCGAAAGGCCAUCCUUUCAAGCUCAACUCUCGCAGGCACUCCUCGGCGUCGUCAAGCAUAGCGUAUACCCACGCUGGCUCACAACACAGGACGCACAAACACUUACUGCACUUCCUAAACAAUUAGACAAACAAUCGGAACAUGGGAAAGGGCUAGUACGAAGGCAACCGUGA